Coccomyxa subellipsoidea C-169 is the source of this 1179-nucleotide messenger RNA. RefSeq names its product subtilisin-like protein. Gene Ontology annotation, biological process: proteolysis. Bases 1 to 1179 code for a protein of 392 amino acids. Gene Ontology annotation, molecular function: tripeptidyl-peptidase activity; serine-type endopeptidase activity. The transcript is spliced from 10 exons. Lineage: Eukaryota; Viridiplantae; Chlorophyta; Trebouxiophyceae; Coccomyxaceae. The record is from RefSeq and is a predicted model, not a curated record.
AUGUCGCCGCUAUCGCUACCGCUGCACUCGCUUGAACCAGCCAAACCGGCACCGGGGCCUACCAGGAUCAAAGAACCCAAUGCAGAGGUGCUCCAGACCCCCUACACUGCAGCCCAGCUCGCCCUGCGCUAUGGCUUCCCUGUCCUGACGGAGCCAAGCAAAUUUUGGGUAGCCAUCAUUGAGCUCAGCACUCCCAUGGGCACCGGCUACUCCCCAAAGGAUGUCACCAAGUACUGCAAGCAGCUGGGCAUCAAGGAGCCUCCCACUGAAUCAAUUGAUAUCUUACCGGCGACCAACAAAUUCACCGGCAACAAGCCCGGCAGCGCCGAUGGCGAGUACGCUCUGGACAUCCAGGUUGUGGCCGGGGCAACUCUGGGCAAUGUGGGUCUGCUGCUCAUCAAUGCACCCAAUCGGGGCGGAUUCCAGAAAUCUCUGAAGAAGCUUCUGACGUACAAACUCCCGGAUGGCGGCCAGCUCAGCGCGGUAUCCUAUUCCUGGGGCCUCGACGAGCGGAACAAUGACCCCGCUGACAUGAAAGCCUGUGAUUCGCUGAUGGAGCAGCUGCUGGAAAAGCAUAUCACUACUUUCACUGCCUCAGGCGACGACGGCAGCCGGGAUGACCCCGACGGCAACAGCGGGCAGCUCCUGAAUGUGGAUUACCCGUCAUCUUCGCCCUACGCCUUCGGCUGCGGCGGCACUACCAUCACUCCAGAGGACUUUGACACAGAGAUUGCAUGGACUUAUGGUGGCGGUGGGAUUUCCCAGGUCUACGAUGCGCCACCCUGGCAGGCUCCUAUCGUCGCAAAUGAGAUUCCAAAAUCCAACGGCAAACGCUGUGUGCCAGAUGGCGCCAUGGACGCUGACCCCAACAGCGGGUACACUAUCAUCCUGAACGGGCGCCAGUACAUCUUUGGAGGGACCUCGGCCGUUGCCCCAAUGUGGGCUGCAUGGAAAGCUGCUACUGACGCCGUUGCUGGAGAGAAUCUCAAGUUCUCUGCAGAGGCUGCAUAUGCCCUAAAGGGGAAAAUGACCGACAUCACAGAGGGCACCAAUGGCGCAUACAAGGCAAAGAUCGGCUGUGAUCUGUGCACUGGCAUUGGGGUGCCAAAUGAGGCCUUCACCAAAGCCUGGCUGGCUGAAAACGGGGUCACUUACAGCCCUAAGAAAUCCAAGGAAUGA